CAGAACGGAUCAUUACAACUCUGGGCGCCGUACAAAUACACUUACAGCAGCAAUACAAAUUCAGACUGGACCUGUUAUCCGAGGAAAUGGCGAUCCGUAACUUUGCUAUUGAGUAUGACGCCUUAAAUGAUCGCAACACCUUCAGCAAUGGGGAUACUUUGGUGGGCAGAGUUAUCAUGGAAGUGUCAAAGGAAACCAAAAUCAAGGCUCUGACUUUCAAGGUGAAAGGCAAGGCUGAUGUGUCAUGGACUGAGACGCAAGGGGAAGACAGUGUGACGUACUGGGAUAAAGAAAAGUAUUUCUCACAAACUCAAUCUGUUUUACCGGAGGAUAACGAAGGCUCUAUAACUCUUGUGGCUGGCAGACAUGCCUUACCUUUUGCCUUUCAGCUUCCCUACCAGGGCCUGCCUUCAUCUUUUAAAGGUGCUCAUGGUAAAAUUCAUUACCGAAUUUCAGCCAAGUUGAGCAGGUUUAUGCGUACAGCAAGUAAAGCUGAAGCCAAGUUUACCUUCGUUGCCAGAGCUGAUUAUGACCAGUCAACAAUGAUGGCAUCUCAACACGGCAGUAAAGACAAAGAUGUCAUAUUUUUUGCCUCUGGAAAUAUUUCGAUGAAUAUUUUCCUGCCAAAGACAGGCUACCAGCAAGGUGAAAGGCUAGUUGUCAACGGUGAGAUUGUAAACAGCUCAACUCGAAAAAUUGUGCCAAAGUACAUUAUCUACCAGAAGCAAAGCUUCUUUGCUGGAGGCCAGAGAGCUGUUCAUACCACCCAGAUACUGAAGGAUAAAGGAGAGCCUUUAGUGUCCUCCACCAGACAGAAUCUGUCAAAAGUAUUAGUCCUUCCCACAGAAAUCAGCACCACCAUCCAGAACUGCAGAAUCCUCAAGGUCGAAUACAGACUGAAGGUUAUUUUGGAAGUAUCGUUCACUAAAAACCCUGUGAUUAAACUCCCGUUGAUCAUACUGCCUCAACAUGACGGGACCUCAUCCAAAGAGAUGGAGGCAGGACUACAUAGAGACCUGGCCAAAAUGAAUAUUUGAAAUUAAUAUAAGCAAUGAGCACUAGAUUUGUUUGCACUUUUGUUUUACACUUAUUGUAUCCUACUAUAAAAAUUCUUUUAUUUUCGAAAAUGUGAAAUGAUAUAUGACAAAUAAGCAAAAAUGUGAUAUAUUUCUCAU
Messenger RNA from Carassius carassius (crucian carp), 1175 nucleotides. RefSeq names its product arrestin domain-containing protein 3-like. Lineage: Eukaryota; Metazoa; Chordata; Actinopteri; Cypriniformes; Cyprinidae. The transcript is spliced from 6 exons. The coding region runs from base 87 to 1037 and encodes 316 amino acids. Gene Ontology annotation, cellular component: cytoplasm; plasma membrane. The record is from RefSeq and is a predicted model, not a curated record. Gene Ontology annotation, biological process: protein transport.